ACACAUUUAAAUGCUUUGCAGCACUUGUCAAAAACAAGCCAGUCAUUUCGUGCCGCUUUUUCCCAGAAAAUUGUAAAUUGUAUUGUAACAACUGAAUAAACAGCAAAUUAAAAUGGUUUACGAGAUGGACUUUACCGACACCCCUGUCAGCACUGGCACCACAAUCAUGGCCGUCGAAUUCGACGGAGGAGUUGUGAUUGGAGCUGAUUCCCGGACCAGCUCGGGACCAUAUGUGGCCAAUCGUGUCACCGACAAGCUGACUCGUAUUACAGACAAAAUUUACUGCUGCCGCAGUGGCUCUGCCGCCGAUACUCAGGCCAUUGCCGACAUUGUGGCUUAUUCGCUGAACUAUCACGAGAACCAGACCAACAAGGACGCCCUGGUCUUCGAGGCUGCCUCAGAGUUCCGCAACUUCUGCUACAACUACCGCGACUCCCUGCUGGCAGGCAUCAUUGUGGCCGGCUGGGAUGAGCAGCGCGGUGGCCAGGUGUUCAGCAUCCCAUUGGGUGGCAUGCUAACCCGCGAGCCCUGCACCAUUGGCGGAUCGGGAUCCAGUUUCAUUUACGGCUACGUCCGAGAGCAUUUCCGCGAGGGAAUGAGCAAAGAGGAGUGCGUGAAGUUUGUCAAGCAAGCGGUUCAACAUGCCAUCUAUCACGAUGGCAGCUCUGGCGGUGUGGUGCGCGUCGGCAUCAUCACCAAGGAGGGUGUGGAGCGUCGUCUAUUCUACAACACCGAAUCGGGCGAGUCCGAGGUAGCGGGCACCGGCAGUUCUAUUCUCGUUGAAUAGUCGAAUGGAAUGGAUUCAAAAUGUAACUAAGAUCUGCUUUGAGGACGUUGAAAACGGUCGUCAGGGAAAUAAAAUUUGGUUUUUGUAAUGAUUA
Messenger RNA from Drosophila subobscura, 881 nucleotides. It is a transcript of the gene Prosbeta1, whose product is annotated as proteasome subunit beta type-6. Gene Ontology annotation, cellular component: proteasome core complex. The transcript has 3 exons. NCBI's taxonomy places the organism in Eukaryota, Metazoa, Arthropoda, Insecta, Diptera, Drosophilidae. Bases 113 to 787 code for a protein of 224 amino acids. Gene Ontology annotation, molecular function: threonine-type endopeptidase activity. The record is from RefSeq and is a predicted model, not a curated record.